Molecule: messenger RNA, 3058 nt
Organism: Pristis pectinata (smalltooth sawfish)
Lineage: Eukaryota; Metazoa; Chordata; Chondrichthyes; Rhinopristiformes; Pristidae
Product: zinc finger and BTB domain-containing protein 8A-like
Exons: 5
Coding region: 1353-2795 (480 amino acids)
Biological process (GO): regulation of transcription by RNA polymerase II
Molecular function (GO): protein binding; DNA-binding transcription factor activity, RNA polymerase II-specific; RNA polymerase II cis-regulatory region sequence-specific DNA binding
Source: RefSeq, a predicted model, not a curated record
AUGAUUGACAACCCUUGCAUCUCUGUUCUCAUCCAGGUAUUCUUACGAAGUGGAAGAGCAGUGUUCCUGACUGGAUGGGGUGACACAGCUAGUAGAGCUCCUGCCUUGCAGCUCCAGCAACCUGGGUUCAAGCCUGACCUUCAGUGCUGCCUGUGUGGAGUUUGCACAUUAUCCCCGUGAUGGUGUGGGUUGCCUCCCGGUGCUUUGGUUUCUUCCUACAUCCCAAACUUGUGCAAGUUGUAAAUUGGCCACUGUAAAUUGCCCCAAAUAUGCAGGUGAAGGGUUGAAUCUGUGAAGAAGUUGAUGGGAAUGAGUGGAGAAUAAAAUGGAAAUAGUGUAAGAUUAGUUUUAAUGAGUACUUGAUGGUGGGUGUGAACUUGACGGGCUGAAGGGCCUGUUUCCACGUUACAACACUUAUUCCCACCAUCACAAAAGCCAGUCUUCAGUUAAUUUUAUUAACUCCCUGUGCUGUAGAUAAAUGGUUGUAACUACUGGUUAUAGCAAAGGUUUUGGAAUCCAGUAAGAUCCUAUCUGUUGUUCUGAAAACCCUGAGCUCCAGCUUCAGUCACGCAACCGCCAAACCGUUUCAGAACAGUUACAACACUGGCAUCUAUUGGACAAUAUGGGAAAUUGGUCAGAUGCGUUAUGUUCGCAAAGAACAAGACAAAUCCAGGCUGAUCAAUUACUGCCCCGCCAGUGACAGAAGCCAUUGACAGUGUUAGCAAGCAGCACUGAACACUAACCUGCUCACAGAUGCCCCGUUUGGGCUUGGCCAGGACCACUUGACUCCAGAGCUCAGCACACCCUUGGUCCAAAUGUGGAUGAGAGUUGAAGUCCAAAGGUAAGGUGCGAAUAACUGCCGUUGACAUUAAGGCAGCACAUGGCCCAGUGUGGCAUCGAGGAGUCAUGGUGUAGUUGCAAGAGUACUUCUGUGACUGGAGUGAUCGGGAGUGUCCGGGACAAAGCCUUUGCUAUAACCAGUACUCACAACCAUUUCUCUACAGCCUGCUAUCCAAUCCAUCGCUCUAAACAUUCAAUCCUUCUACCGCUGUGUACCAUUUAUAAACCGUUCAGAGUGAGUGUGUGAUUAGGAAUGAACUUGUUCAGUCUCCGCCUGUUAGUUUUUGGUCUGGCGCUUCGCCCCUUUCAACGCCAUUCUCUGGCUGCGGUCACUGUUCCUCUGCAGCCCAGCCCCAGGGCACCAGUUAUGUGGGCGGAACAGCCCGCUACCCUGCCAUCUCAGGCGACUCCGCGGCCGACGCCCGCUGAUCUUCCGAGGCAAAUGCUUAAAUCAAACCGUGUAGUUGGAGAGUAUCCAAUACAGACUGAUGUAACCUCAAGCAGCUCUCAAAAUGGAGAUCUCCUCACACCAAGCCCGUUUAUUUCAACAGUUAAAUGAACAACGCAAACAGGAAAUGUUUUGUGACUGUAGUAUCAUUGUGGAGGGAAGAGUCUUUAAGGGUCACCGUAAUGUUUUGUUUGCCAGCAGUGGCUACUUCCGUAUGCUGCUUCUGCAUAAUGCCCAGGAUCUGGGACAGCCCACUGUAGCCACGUUUGACGUCUUUUCUGCAGAUGCAUUUACAAUUAUUUUAGAUUUCAUAUAUUCAGGGCGAUUGCUCCUCACAAGCCAAAAUGUGAUUGAUGUGAUGUCAGCUGCCAGCUACUUGCAGAUGAUAGAUGUGAUCAGUGUCUGCAAGAACUUCAUCAAAUCAUCCCUAGACAUAAGUGAAAAAGAGAGAUACUUGAGACAUUCCAGUAAUGGUGAGAUGAAAUGUGAGGAAGCAGCACCCUUGUUCACCAGCAGCCGUGGUCUGGAGAGCAACUCCUGUUAUGCUCAGAACUCCGAUCUGGGAGGUACUGUCGGACAUUCCUGGAGGAAUUUCAACUUUCAUCAGGCAGUUUCAAACCUUCCCUGCUCCAGGGACCAGUUGCCAAUCUCUUUUGUCAAUAAUCAAGCUCGUCAGGAAGUAUCUGAACUUGCUGUUUACAAAGCCAAUAGCUUGUGUGGUUCGGGUGCAAAUGCAAGAACACCUGAACACACAAACACUGUUCCCCAGGGUGAUGAGAAGAGAAGAUCAGAUUGUGAGCCAAUUGGCCUGCCAGUGAGUUAUCAUUUCAGGCAUCAGGCAGAUGUGCUGUCUCUGCCACAAAGGAACAGUGACUCAGUACAGCAACCUUCUCGAGGUAGAGGUAGAAAGGCAGAAGACUGGUAUCCUCCAAUGCCUACCAUUGUGGAAGUUGUAGGUGACUGGAAUGGAGAAAGUGCAGGGGACUGCAAUAUAUUACCAAAGAUGAGAUUCAAGUGCCCUUUCUGUACACAUACAGUGAAGCGGAAAUCUGACUUGAAGCGACAUCUUCGAUCACAUACAGGGGAGAGACCAUAUCCUUGUGAUUCCUGUGGAAAGAGAUUCACACGACUUGAGCAUCUCCGCAGUCACCUCCUGACUAUCCACAAGUCUAGAAAGGUCAUUAUUUGCAAAGUUUGCAGGAAGCCAUUCACCGGCAUUGCAGCCAAAAUUGUACAACAUGAUGGCAGAUCCUUUGGGCUCUGCAAUAACUGUGUAAAUCUAAUGAAUUCUGGUCAUGAUGAUGAGCCUAUCGACUUGGAUGCACAUCCAGACAAUGACAGGGAAUUUCAGGAAAAUGACAAAGAAUCUGGCUGGAUUUCUACAGAGCCUGAUGGUGACACUGAGAUCCUGAGUUCAGGGGGAGAAGAUCCAGGGAGCAACGAAGUUCAUGCAGUAGAAGAAAUCCUGGACGAUGCAGAUGAGAAGAACAGAAACCAUUGUCAUUGACUGCAAAUUCUGGGCAUUGACUUCAACAGAAUCCAGCUUUGCAAGUGGUGCAUAACACACAGACCACCAAUGAUGAACUUUGACCUCACUGUGAUUUUCAUAUUUGAAAAGGAAGUUUGGAGUGGGCUCUAUACUUUUGAUGGUGAUUAUUUACAUUCUUGUUAAUGAGGUUACCAGAAAUUUGCAUGUAUUGUGCAAAGACAUUGGUUAAAUUGACAUGAGGAAAUAUAAUUUUGGAUGAUUUGGUUUGGUUUCCAGCAGUA